Molecule: messenger RNA, 2502 nt
Organism: Colletotrichum graminicola M1.001
Lineage: Eukaryota; Fungi; Ascomycota; Sordariomycetes; Glomerellales; Glomerellaceae
Exons: 4
Coding region: 1-2502 (833 amino acids)
Source: RefSeq, a predicted model, not a curated record
AUGUCAACCCACUCCGCUUCAGCCAUCGACCAACAACCCAAAGCUCUGUCGUUUCGGCUCGUCCCCGAGCGUUCUGAAGAUCGACAAUUUGACGAGCUGGGCCGGAAAUCAACACUGAGUUCUCGCCUGAAGGCCGUUCUACCAAGCCGCCGUGCUGAAAAGGCCUCAAAGGGGGAGAAGACUCUGGAAGAGCGACGCUUGGUUCAGUUGGAGAGGAGAACGUUGAAGGAGAGCGGCGAUUACCUUGGUGUCACAGGGAUUAACCCAACCACCGGAGAGCUAGACGUCCUGACGCCCUCGACCACCAGUUUCAGCUCUGCGUCCUUGGCCAUUGACCAAAAGCUGGACUCGCAUAAAAAGACAAAGACCAAAACAACAAACAGUCGCAGAGGUGCCGCAGUGCUAACAGAAGAAGUGACCCAAAAGCUUCAGCACCUAGAGGAGCAGCGGUUCUCUCGAAAAGAUCAAGAGAAGGAGGCCAUACGACAAGCGCAGCGCAACGUUCGGUGGCAACGACAUCGACAACAGUGGUCUUCAGCGAAGGGACCAAUUCUUAGCCCUAUCGCACAGUCAAUCAAGAGCAUUUCUACUCGUGGGUCAGAGGCUAAAGAUCAAGGGCAGGAAUUGCCAAAGGUACAGGAAGUACAACACUUCCAUCAAACGGAUAUGAGUCACACGAAUCCCAUGUCCCACUUACCAAAGUACCUGAUCUCGGAAGAUGAUGGCGCCGAUUCUUCUAACACAGUAAUUCGAACGCCUCAACGAAGACGGUCGUCCUUCGUUACCCCCGAGUUCGAUGGAAAGCUUGGAAAUGGCAACUAUUCGGUUCCAGCUGGUGUAGUGAAACCAGCAAAAAAUACAAUCGCAGGCAGCCCGCAAGUCCAGAUCACACCUUCGUCACCCAUUUCCGAGCAGAUAGCUCUGGGAGGUAGCGCCUCGGACCGCCCGCAAGUCAUGAGGCAGGCAAUGCAAGCGCGCCAGGAAUUCAAGGUCCUAGCCUCCACCGAAGUUAUGGAGGGCCAGCCCCUACGAAUGACUUGCCAUUUCAUGGGAGAGCGCCGGUCAAAACUCAACGUCCAGAACGCGGUCGGGAAUUGCGGCCCACGACAUACAGUGACCACAUCCCCAUCCGAGUCAUUGUUGAUGUUCCAGAGUCCUUCGGUGGCUCUAGACACAUGGAUCGAAGAAUCGAAGACCAAACAUCCCUUCAGCAAGUUGAUGAGCGACAGCUUAAAGGAGAUAAACGAACUUUCAAGUCUGGUAAACAAGCCUUGUAUGAACCAGUGGAUGUCUCCAGGAGCAGCAGAGAGCCAGGAAAGCCUGCCGUGCUUCGGAGCUCAAGGAGAGAAGAAGGAUCCGAUGGCAAGACAUGCUACCACACCCAUCACCACCACUAUUGGGUCCGACCAAGUUCUUUUUCCAUUGAGUCCGUGGCAGAGUCAACUAGAGAAGAAAUGCAGCGAAAGCUGGAGCUUGUUGCAGAAUCGGCACAUAAGUCGACGGUACGACGAUCAAAUGUCGACAUCGACGGAGGACAUUUCGACCGAAUCAGUCCAUCAAUUGGCCAACGUCAAAAGGCGGACGGAGAAUUUAGUACCAAAAGGCAGUCUCACGGCAGCAACUCGGUUCCAAGAGGCUGCGAUCCAGAAGGGGGUCAGGAAGUCCUUUGUGAAGAAUUUCCCCGGCAAGGAGCUCGUCGAGGACGAGACGGACAACCUUGUCACGUCACACACGUCCACGUCUACAUCACCCCUAAACACACGGGAGAAAACGACGCAGUGGGACCAAAGCGAGGCGGUUUCGUUGGAGGCGGCGCGGGCCGCGGUAGCCAACUCGGGCAGCAAGAUGGCGCAAACUCGAAAGAGGUCUCUUCCGGGGAGGGAAGAAUUCCGGGCAUUGCCUCUCAGCCUCAGGAAGCCCCACGCCGAUUACGUUCCGUUUAGGAGGUUGCGGAGCAGCUUCAACUCGAUGAGGCAUCUGGGCAAGAGCCAACAAAAAUUAAUGGAGGCCGCAGAGAUGAACAGCGGCCAAAGCUCGGAGCUGUGUUCUGUCGGAACAAGGGGCAGCGUCAAUCGGCAGACUACGCGAACGACGAGCAAAGCAUUGCCAUCGACCAGACAUGCCAGGUCGAAAGCUGGCUACAGCAUGUCAAGUGCCCCGGCGAGCAAGGGCUCCGAAGGCGGCGGCAUCGAAAGUCGUUUGAGAAGAGAGACGUUUAACAAGCAUGUGCUAAAGUGCGCCACGGACGGCAAGCAGAUGAUGGGGAUGUUGGCCCGCUGGUAUUGGACGGUGAUCUCGCCAUGCUUUGAUCCGACAUCGCCUGCCAGGAAGCGACUUGAUGGCAACAAAUCAACAUGGGGGGAUUUUGUAUUGUUCCUAUUUGCGCUGGGCAGCGGUUUCACGUUGUUGGCGGCGGCAGUCCGGAUCGCGCAAGGAAUCGCAUUGCUGUUGGGAAUGGUGCACAUAAUACUGGUAGGCCUGAUUGCGAUUCUCGGUUCUUGA